UCUUACUCUUCAAGCUCAUUAACUCUAUAAUUAGUUUUUCUUUGUCUUUGUGGUUUUUCUUUUCUUUGGGUUCUUGAUUUGACAAAGUAUUAGUUAAUCAUAUUUGUGGGUUCAUCAAGACAUAAGAGUUUUUUUUGCCUCCCAUCAAUAUGUGGGUAUUUGUAAGCUUUGGUUGAGAUUCAAGGAAGUUUUUUUUUAGGUGGAAUUAUCAAACAGAGUUGGUCGAGUAUUUCUUUAUUCUUGUAGAAAAUGGAAGGUUAUUCAAGAAAAUGGCUUAUACGAAGAGGUGAAGAAACAAAUCAUGGAAAUUCUGAAGAAAAAAAGCUUGAGUUAAGGCUCGGUCCUCCAAACGGAGACUGGUCUUGUAGUGAAAAAGAUGAAACCCUUUUUCCAUUUAGUUACAACAUCUCAAAGGGUAACCAUGCCCAGAAUUUUUCUUCAUUUCUUCAGCUUCAAUCAACGGCACAGAGCCAAAGCCUGAAGGUACAGGAAUCACCACAGACAGGCUGCACCAAAACAGCAGAUGUACAGAGCACAGAGAAGAAAAAAGCAUUUUCACAAACAGCUACUGUGCAUAACAGCGCUCAGAAAAGGACUGCACCAGCACCAGUAGUAGGUUGGCCUCCAGUUCGUUCAUUUAGGAAGAAUCUUGCAAGUAGCAGCUCUGUGAAACCUGCAGUUGAGUCACAUAAUGUGGUCCCAAGUAAGAGUGCCAACAAAAAACCAAUGGAAAUUUGUCAGAAAGGAUUAUUUGUUAAGAUCAACAUGGAUGGUAUUCCUAUUGGAAGGAAAGUAGAUCUCAAAGCUUAUGACAGCUAUGACAAGCUUUCUUCUGCUGUUGAUCAACUUUUUAGAGGCCUUCUUGCAGCUCAAAAUGAUCCAUCUGCUGGUGGGAAUGAGAAGGAGGAAGACGGGGAAAAAGCGAUAAGUGGUUUAUUGGACGGAAGUGGGGAAUAUACUCUUGUAUAUGAGGAUAAUGAAGGUGACAGGAUGCUUGUUGGGGAUGUCCCUUGGCACAUGUUUGUGUCCACGGUGAAAAGGCUGCGUGUGUUGAAAAGCUCUGACCUAUCUACACUUACACGUGGAACUAAGCAGCAGCAUUAGCUAACCUACUGAUACGAAUGAGCUAACGAGAUGUAGAGUCAACAUAUCUGAGAGAAAAGAGUGACAUGUUUUGUAUGGAAUUUGAAGUUUUUAAUUGUUGAAAUAGGUUGCAGAAGCAAAAAAUAUUGAUGUAAAUUAAUUAUGAAUAUUGCUGCUAAUAUUUGUGUUUUUGGAAAGGCAAAAGAAUUAUUGCUUUCUUAUGA
Messenger RNA from Solanum dulcamara, 1307 nucleotides. Its product is annotated as auxin-responsive protein IAA26-like. The coding region runs from base 250 to 1104 and encodes 284 amino acids. Gene Ontology annotation, biological process: regulation of DNA-templated transcription. Gene Ontology annotation, cellular component: nucleus. Gene Ontology annotation, molecular function: protein binding. The record is from RefSeq and is a predicted model, not a curated record. NCBI's taxonomy places the organism in Eukaryota, Viridiplantae, Streptophyta, Magnoliopsida, Solanales, Solanaceae. The transcript is spliced from 6 exons.